AGACGUUUGUUGGUGGUGGUCGCUGUUUUUGUCUUGAAAAAAAUUACGAUACAUUUAUUUAUUUGUUACGUUUCAAAAUAUUUUAUCGUGCGAUAAUAAUUAAUGUAGUGUUAAUUAUUUUAUCUAGUGCAAGUGGUGUCGUAGUUUUGUGUGUGCGCUCUUGUGGAAGAUUGAUAAGAACAGGUGAUGCCGUCGAAUACACCCCGAAUGGAUCGAUAUCGGUGACUUUGAGUUUGGAGUGUUUUUACGCUGAAUGCGAGAGGAGACGAAGAUGGAGAAGUCUGCCCGGCCUCGGACGGCCCUCAACGAAUGCGUGAAGGUGGUGGUGCGAUGCCGGCCACUUUCAGAAAAGGAGAAAAAUGAGGGUUACGAGGAGGUGUCAAAGAAGCGGCGGCCGGAACAGAAAUGGUACGAGCGGCUGUCGACAAAAACGACAGUGGACAAUAAAAAGUUUGACGCCCCCUUGCAGGUGGUGAAGGUGUGGCCGGAGCGCGGCGCCGUGCAGGUGUACAACCCCAAGGGGCAGGACAAGCUGUUCACGUACGACGCCGCCUACGACUGCGCCGCCGACACGCAGACCAUAUACGAUGAGAUGGUCCGUCCCUUGGUGGCGUCCGUGCUGGACGGGUUCAACGGCUGCGUGUUCGCGUACGGGCAGACGGGCACCGGCAAGACGCACACCAUGGAGGGCACGGCCGAGCACGAGGGCGUCAUCCCGCGCACCUUCCGCCACAUCUGGGCGCACAUCGAGAACACCGCCUCGCCCGACGUCACGCACCUCGUGUCCUGCUCCUACGUCGAGCUCUACCUCGAGGACGUGCGGGAUCUGCUCUCCAAGGACUGCAAGAAGCUCACCAUCCGGGGACAGCCGGAUGCUAGUGAGGAAGUACUAGCGUCCGAAGGAGUGGACUCCUCCUCCACGAGCAGUGGACUGCUGCUGUGGGGCACCCCAGAGGUCCGCAGGAGGACUUCAGACGGCGCUGAGCGUAGCCAGCGUACGUCAGGAUCGGUGCCAUCGGAGGACGGAGGAGGGUCCUCGGGCAGCCCUCAGAGGCUGCAACGGGAGUACCCCACGUUCAACUCAGAGGCCCAGAAGAGGACCUCAGACGGCGCUUGGCUUGCGGCUCGGCGCGCGUCAGGAUCCAGUAACGUGGGAGGACAGAGGGGAGUUCUGCAGCCCUACUACAGAGGCUGCAGCUGGAGGAGGACGCCGGUCACAUCAGAGGUCGGGAGGACCUCAGACAGCGCAACAAGUCGGCGCGUCAGGUUUGGUGACCAGAGGACGGAGGAACGCCCUCAGAGCAGCCCUCCUGCCAGAGGGAGAAGGAGGUUCGUCAUCUCUACGUAG
Molecule: messenger RNA, 1348 nt
Organism: Ostrinia furnacalis (Asian corn borer)
Lineage: Eukaryota; Metazoa; Arthropoda; Insecta; Lepidoptera; Crambidae
Product: kinesin-like protein klp-20
Exons: 5
Coding region: 254-1348 (364 amino acids)
Biological process (GO): microtubule-based movement
Molecular function (GO): ATP binding; microtubule binding; microtubule motor activity
Source: RefSeq, a predicted model, not a curated record